AUGGCUUCUUCUGUGCUGAGUUGCUUCACGGGUCCCGAGGUGCUGGAGGACGUGAAUCACUCUCGGAGUUUGAUGAACGAGCUGAAAUCUCUGUACGACCUCCGGCUGCUCGGGGACGUCACUAUCGGUGUUGAGCGCGAGGAGGACAACGAAGUCCCCGGAGGACAUGACGUCGGUCAGCUGUUCCUGUGCAGCCGCAACGUCCUCGCUGCUGCCAGCCCCUACUUCAGAAGCAUGUUCACCGGGGGGUUAAAUGAAAGCAUGCAGGAGAGUGUGCUCAUCCGAGGAGUAGACUCUGAAUCCAUGUCUGUCAUUAUAGAUUAUUGUUACACGGGCAGGGUGGCCAUCACUGAAAGCAGCGUCCAGAGGCUCUACUCAGCUGCCAACAUGCUCCAGAUCGAGUACAUCAGGAAAGCUUGCUCCAGCUUCAUGACAAGGAGGCUGGAUCUCUCCAACUGUGUGGGGAUACUCAAAUUUGCAGACACCUAUGACAAUCCUGAACUGAAGGAGAGCGCCAGAGCUUUCAUUGCCAGGAACUUCAGCCAGGUGUGUAACGCUGGAGAGCUCUGCGAGCUGAACUUGGUGCAGCUGAAGGAGCUGUUGACUCUGGAUACUCUGGACGUGGACUGUGAAAAGGUGGUGUGCUCGGCUGCUUUGCAGUGGAUGGAGGUGAACGCGCCACUGCAGAAAGAUGAUUCGUUGCAAGCCCUGAAAUGCGUGCGCUGGAACUUGUUCAGCGAUAAGGACAAGUGUUAUCUGGAGAGUCUCAUGACGAGGCCGUUCAUGAAAAAAUACCUGGCGUUCUUUUUUAACAGGUCUGCAGACGACAGCCUUGGAAUGUCUGCAGCUCAGGAAGUACCAAAACACAGAAUUGGUGUGAGCGCCAAAGAGAUGAUCCUCUUCUUCGGCCUGCCAAAUGACAACAUAAUGUGCUGUGACCCUUACUCAGAGGACUUGUAUUUCAUGGCUCCUCCUUCAGAAGAUCUCAGCACUCGGGAUUAUAAACAAUCCACAAUGGAGUCAUUAAUCGCCUGUGCCACACCAGAAAACAACUUGUAUCUAGCUUCACACCUUUCCAAACAGUUCUGGCUGUACAAUCCUGUCCUCAACAGCUGGCAGGAGCUGGCAGAAAGGCCUCUGGGCAGAAUACACUCCGGGAUGGGCUACCUGAACGGCCAUGUGUAUCUUCUGGGAGGGAGAAAUCCAGUGACUGAUGCCAGACUGAAAGAGGUGGAGUGUUACAGCAUCCAGAGGAAUCAGUGGACAUUUGUGGCUCCCCUGCCUCACUCUUUGGGUAAAAUGCAAGUGGUGGCACUAAAUGAUCACUUGUAUGUGGUAAACAAAAGGAGAAUGCUUUGCUAUGAUCCCAAGAGGAAUCGCUGGCGCCACUGUGGCUCACUUCGAGGAGACAAGCUUCACAAGGCCUGCAUCUUCCAGGACCAGAUCAUCUGUGUGUGUGAUAUACCCGUGGUUAAAGCCUACAGCCCCACCAAAGGGGAAUGGAAGAGGCUGGGGGACAUCCCUAUCGACAGCCGUGCUCUGAAUUACCAGGUGAUCCAGCACAACAACAAGCUGCUCCUCCUUACUCAGACUUUACUGCAGCACAACAAGAACAGGGUCCUUAUCCACGAGUACGAUCCUGCCAGGAACACGUGGAAGAACAUCAUGGCGGUGUAUGUGUCCACUCUGGGACCUGUGUGCGUUUCAACCCGCGUGUACCCAGCGUGCCUAGACUCCGCUCACAGCUUUUCCACAGAGGAGGACGACGACAGCGGCUCCAGUGCCGACUGGGACUUGGACGGGUUGACGGACAUAGAUUCAGAUUCUGGCAGCUCGAGCUCUUUUUCAGAUGAAAACUGGUAGUGAACGUUUCAAAGAAAAACCUCAUUUAUUUUAAAUUUAUUUCAUUUGUUUUGUUCUGUAGUAUUUAGUUCAGUAUUA
Messenger RNA from Nematolebias whitei (Rio pearlfish), 1941 nucleotides. It is a transcript of the gene kbtbd7, whose product is annotated as kelch repeat and BTB (POZ) domain containing 7. The coding region runs from base 1 to 1863 and encodes 620 amino acids. NCBI's taxonomy places the organism in Eukaryota, Metazoa, Chordata, Actinopteri, Cyprinodontiformes, Rivulidae. The record is from RefSeq and is a predicted model, not a curated record. Gene Ontology annotation, molecular function: protein binding. The transcript has a single exon.